AUGGAGUCUAGAGGCAAGGGGCUCGACACGGAGAAUAGUGAAGACAACCAAGUAUUUAUUCCAAUUACCACAGCGCAGACCCAUUUUUGGGGGAAUGAUCGGGUGGGGCAUAUCCUGAUCCGCGCAAAAGACCAUCAAUCUGUGGAUCAAGCGGUGAAGGAGGUCAAGACGGUCUUGAAGCGCAACCAUGAUGGCGAGGAGUUCUUUGAAACAUGGGUGAUGAAGGAGGAGCUAAAAUCUGCGAACCGUAUUAUCAUGGUUAUUGAGCUUAUCCUCGUCAUUAUUGCCUCUGUUUCUUUGGUUGUUGGUGGAAUUGGUAUCUUGAAUAUCAUGCUGGUAUCCGUCACUGAGCGCAUCCCUGAAAUUGGGCUGCGUAAAGCUGUUGGUGCGAAGAGCCGGGAUAUACGCGCACAGUUUCUUAUUGAGUCGGUUAUCCUGUGUCUCAUAGGUAGUCUUAUAGGUAUUGCUCUGGGAGCGGCGUUGGGCAGUGGCUUUGCGUGGGCGGUGAGUAAGUUUAUGAAGGAUGUUAUUGAGUGGCCCUCUAUCAUCACUGCUGAAUCGGUGUUGACGGCUGUGUGCGCAGGUGGGGGUGUCGGCGUAUUUUUCGGAUACUAUCCGGCAAGCCGCGCCGCGAAACUAACACCGAUUGAAGCACUGAGACAUACAUAA
Geodia barretti is the source of this 669-nucleotide messenger RNA. The record is from the annotation of a GenBank genome assembly. NCBI's taxonomy places the organism in Eukaryota, Metazoa, Porifera, Demospongiae, Tetractinellida, Geodiidae.